Molecule: messenger RNA, 2073 nt
Organism: Dioszegia hungarica
Lineage: Eukaryota; Fungi; Basidiomycota; Tremellomycetes; Tremellales; Bulleribasidiaceae
Product: lysophospholipase catalytic domain-containing protein
Exons: 9
Coding region: 1-2073 (690 amino acids)
Biological process (GO): glycerophospholipid catabolic process
Cellular component (GO): cytosol
Molecular function (GO): A2-type glycerophospholipase activity
Source: RefSeq, a predicted model, not a curated record
AUGCUCGUCAACGCUAUCCUCCCCCUCGUCCUCCUCAACUCCCUCGCCUUUGCCCUACCCUCAUCUCCCAACGCCGACGCAGAAUUUCGGAGAAUUGCCAAGCGAGCCCUUGCUCUCCGUCUCGUCAAAGACAUAGAGGAGCAGACACGGGACGGUGGAAAGGUGGAUCUGGAUACUUUGCUCUCGCCGCAAGAAAGGCAGUUGCUGGGUGGUGGCGAUGAAUAUGCGCCAUAUCAGGUGCCAUGUCCGACCGGUUGGAACUGGGUCCGAUCAGCAGAUUCUCUUGGAGUUGGAGAGCAAGCGUACUUGGCUCAACGCAAACCCUACCUCAAUCCUGCGAUCAACAAACAGCUCGCACGAGUCGGCCUGCCUCAGCCGAACCGGACACCGGUCAUAGGCUUCGCUCUGAGCGGAGGUGGGUACCGGGCUAUGCAGGUCGGAUCUGGUGGUGUGAUGGCGACGAUGAACCAGUCCUCCGAGGCGGCUGCGAGUGGGAUUGGAGGAUGGUACGAAGGCGUUACCUAUCAGGCAGGUCUGAGCGGAGGAAGUUGGGCUACUACGACGAUGAUGGCGAACAACGGCAGGCUGCCGACGGAACUCAUCAACGAUGUGUGGAACCUUGAGUCCAACUUGGUCAUACCCGACGAUGGCAAAUUGUCCUUCUAUUACAACAUGGUAUCGAAUGUCAGGGCCAAGGCGAAUGCUGGGUUUGCGACGCAAAUCACGGACUACUGGUCACUCGCGCUCGGAGACCACCUUCUCCCAUCUCAAUACCAUCUCGGCAACUCGCCAAACUAUACCAUCGCUCAGCUCCCUUCCAAAGUGCCGGGCUUGGCCAACGGGAGUCUGCCCAUGCCUAUCAUCAUUGCAGCCGAGCGUGAGCUGAAUGAGAUCGUCAUCCCGGGCAACGCUUCCGUCUACGAGAUGACGCCUUAUGAGUUCGGUUCAUGGGCAUUCGGGAGUCAGCGCAAAGUCCGGGGAGCGUUCACUCCGAUCGAGUACCUUGGGAGUUCCCUCAACAACGGGCAGCUCAACGGCUCCUGCUACAAGGGGUUUGAUCAGCUGUCCUUCGCCGCUGGUACUUCGUCUACCCUUUUCUCUGGCGCCCUUCUUACCCUCACCGCAUCCAAUGCCUCUAGCAUCAUCGUCGACGCCAUCGAGUCGAUCUUGAAGGACAUUGGGGAGCAGGACAACGAUGUCGCUCUGUUCCCGAACUCCUUCGCGAACUGGAAUCCCGAUACCAACCCUAUCGCGGACUUCCCUUACAUCACCCUCGUCGAUGCUGGCCUGACCAACCAAAAUAUCCCCAUUGAACCCCUCCUCAUCCCCUACCGCAACGUCGACGCCAUCAUUGCCUUUGACUCUUCCGCCGACACCACCUACUCGUGGCCGAACGGUACUGCCCUGCGGCAGACUUUCGAGCGAGCGGAGAUUCUCGCCCAGACGCAGGAUGUCUCCAUCCGCAUGCCCAAGAUUCCCAGUGCCAAUGGGUUCAUCAACGGCGGCUUCAACCAACGUCCAACAAUCUUUGGUUGUGAUGCGCAGAACGGGUCGACACCCCUCAUCGUCUAUGUUCCCAAUUAUCCUUGGUCAUACUAUGGCAACACGUCUACCUACCAACUCGCAUACGAGAAGGAUGAGUCUACCAAGGUUGUCCUGAACGGUCUUCGAUCUCUCUCGCUCAACGGCACCGUCUCAUCCUGGCCCAAGUGUCUCGCCUGUGCCAUGGCCGACCGGGCAUACAACACCCGCCCAGCGGACUGCCAAUCAUGCUUCGACACCUGGUGCUGGGACGGUACGGACAACACGACCACUCCCAGCUCGGAAUAUGAGCCCGUCGUCGGGACACUACCGAGCUUCAUCUCGUCCCGGAAUCUGGGGUCCGCGGGGGCCGCGGUAGGCGCUAGCAAUGCGGUAGCUGCGCAGAGCAGCUCGCCGGCUGCUUCGGCGUCGGUGUCGGCGAGUCAGGGAGCGGCGCAGGCGAUGACAUCGAGCGGGAUGCUCGGAUGGGGAGGAGCGAUCGUGGGCGUGAUGGUCGGCGUGAUCUCGGGCGCGGUGGCAGUGGCGAUCUAG